AUGGAGACCACUCUGCCGCCAGGGGUGGCGGCACUGCCUGCGCAUCAUGUGGCGCGCGCAGGCGCGACGAUUACCAACAGCACGGGCGAAGAUUUGUCGUUCGAAAAAUUCUACACUUCGAUCUACAUCAACAUGGCGAUCGGUGCACUCUGCAUAGUUGGCUUCUCUCUCAUCCACAGGCGCAAAAUAUUCGGCCUCUACCGAUUCUACGCCCCACGAAAGAAGGCGAUCGAUAAUCCCAUCUCGGCCACAUUCUGGAAGAGCUUGGUCCUUUGGAUCUGGCAAAGCUUGAGAUACACGGACGACCGGCUGUGGCGAACGCACGGCCCAGACGCACUGGUUUAUGUGCAGUUCAUUCGCUUGUGCCUCGGGAUGAGCAUUGCGCUGCUGUUCGUGGGCCUGAUCAUCGUGCUCCCCAUCAACUAUUCGGGCACCAACGACUACAAGGUGACCGAGAUGGGCCGCUUCACCAUCUCCAACCUCCACGACGACGAUCCCAAGAUGAUCGCUCACAUCGUGUUCACCUACCUGUAUUCCUUUGGCGGGUAUGCGAUCAUGUGGUGGAGCUACCGGCACUAUGCCGUCGUACGCCGACGGUACAUGGACCGGAGCGAGCCGCGCAGUUUCACGCUGCUGCUCAGAAACAUUCCCGACCGCCUGAUGGACAAACCCGAGCUUCAACGAUGGUUCGAGGACCACAUGCACACGAAAGUGGUGGACGUGCAGUUCGUCUACUCGGCGCAGUCGCUGGACCGCCUGAAGAAGAAGCGGAACAAGUACUUGGACAAGCUCGAGCGGGCCGAGAUCACCUACCAGCGGAGGAAGCAGAAGCAGGAAAGGCGCGAGCAGGCCAAGUCCCAGGACGUCGGCUUUUGGGACGGCUAUUGCCUCUCGUGCAACUGGUUCCGCUCCAAGAACGAGUACCAGACGCUCGACGACCUUCGGCCGGUCAAGCGGCUUGGCUUCUUCGUGUUUUCCUACUGCGGACCCAAGGUGGACGCCAUCACCUACUACAGGGAAAAGAUCAAGAAAGUCAACCGCGUCAUCAAAGCCCACCUCAGGUCAUCUGUGGUAGAAAAGAGAUUCAAGAAGGCGCACUCGGCAUUCAUCACGUUCGAUUCGAUGUAUCCCGCCCGCGCGCCGCCGCAGCCCUUCAUCGAUCCCCACCUCAUGAAAGUCGAAGCGGCGCCCGAGCCGUCGGACGUCCAUUGGGAGCAAGUGACGAUCCCCUACUUCUCGCGGAUCGUGCGUCAGCUCCUGGUCAGCGGGGCGUUGACGUUCUUGAUCGUCCUGUGGGUGUUCCCGGUCGUCGCCGUUCAGUCGCUGGCCAACCUGCAGACCCUGUCCAAGGUCGAAUACCUCACCUGGCUCCAACCGAUUAUUGAGGUGAUGAACGACAUCAGCCCUCAGAUCCUGGCGGUGGUGGAGGGCUUCCUGCCCUCCCUGGUGCUGCUGAUCUUCAUCUCCAUCACCAAGCCCAUAAUCGAGCUCCUCUACUCGCACCAGGGCGAGUCGAGCUAUUCGAGGAUCGAGUGGAUGACCAUGGCCACCUACUGGGGCUUCCUCAUCUUCAACGUCUUCCUCGUCUCCACCAUCGGUGGCGCCAUAUUGAAGGUCUUGGAUGAUUUCGUUGACAAUCCGCGCUCGAUCAUCAACCUGCUGGCGUCGUCGCUGCCGCAGCAGAGCGGCUUCUUCAUCAACUACCUCUUGAUCGCCGGUACGAAGGACCCCAACACUACACGCGGCCAGGAGGAGCUCAUAGUUAGUCAUCACUUCGUGCACUUCUUCCCAGGCUUUGGUCGUCUCCCGCUGAAGCUCUUCCGGUUGCCCGCACUCGUCCAGCGUAUCUUCACCAUCAUCCUCUGCAAACCCGUCACCGAACGCGAGAAGAAGAAGCAAUACCGCCCAGAGUCAUUCGACUACUCGCUCGAGGUGGCUGAGGAGCUGUUGGUCUUCACGCUGACGCUGUGCUACAGCUUGAUGGCGCCGCUGAUCACCAUCUUUGGCUUCGCCUACUUCUGUCUGGUGUUCCUCAUCAACCGAUACAACCUCAUCUACGUCAACGAGCAGCGGUGGCAGGGCGGCGGCACCAUGUGGUCCAUCGUCUACCAUCUCUUCAUGGCGGCUAUUCUCCUUUUCCAGCUCAUCAUGCUCGGCAUUCUCGGUCUGUCGCAGUACGGAGGCGGCCUCACGCUCGUGGUCUUGCCCUUCAUCACGGCCGUCCUGUGGUUUUGGAUCCACAAGCACUGGGGCCACACCACCACCUGGGGGACCGCUGGAAGGCACGGACGUGAUCAAGCCGCAGUCGUGGGACGACCUCCGUUGCAGCGCGACGAGGAGGACGCGGUGGACAACGGGUGGUACGACGAGGACAACGAGGAAAAGUCCGCGCAGGAGCGCCAGAUCGAUGAGUCUAGUCUGGGCGGUGCCGAGCUCUGGAGCUGGAAGACUGCCAAGCUGCAGGACGCAGUCCGGCGGAGCAAGAACAGGCUGCUGGGUAAGAAGCAGCCCACGUUCAUUUCGCCGCUGCUCGACCCGCUGCUCGGCGACGCCCUCCUGCUAGACCUCACCUCCGACGGCGAAAGCGAUGACGAGGCCGGGGCCGGGUCAGCCGACAGCCGACGAGGGACCUACCAACAGCCGCAGCUCGGCGGCGGCCGUGCCAGCGGCGGCAGCAGCGGGGCCAGCAGUGGGGCGGAAGACAACGGCAGCGGCAGGCGCAGGCGGCGGACGGGCUCGAGUGGCGGUAAGACGGAGGAGAGGAGGAGCACCAACAGCAGCAGGAAGGGCAAGGAGAAGCACCACAGCGCCCGCCGGUCGGUGGAGGACGUGGAGCGGGAGGAGGACGGAAGCGAACGCUACAGCGUGGGCGGCGACGUGGAGCAGGGUGAGGCCGGGUGGAAGCGCGUGAGCGCACGCCACGGCGACGAAGACUACACGACGACCACGACGACGGCAGCGACGCCGCCGAUGGCGAGCCCACGACGGCGGCCCGUCGUGGAUGAGGCAAACAACGCGGAUCCGUCCAGCUCGACGGAGAGCAGCUUCAGCCCCAGCGCCAGCGUCGGCGAUGAACGACUCGCCAUCCUGCGAUCCACCGACGCGUGA
Acanthamoeba castellanii str. Neff is the source of this 3108-nucleotide messenger RNA. RefSeq lists its product as uncharacterized. The record is from RefSeq and is a predicted model, not a curated record. Gene Ontology annotation, molecular function: calcium-activated cation channel activity. Gene Ontology annotation, cellular component: plasma membrane. The transcript has 18 exons. Bases 1 to 3108 code for a protein of 1035 amino acids. NCBI's taxonomy places the organism in Eukaryota, Discosea, Longamoebia, Acanthamoebidae.